CUGGGCGCCGACGAGACGCUGCCGCGCGCGGCGGACAUGGCGGCGGCGCUGCUGCUGCCCGGCGUGCUCGGCCGGCUGGAGAAGGGCGAGGCGGCGGUGCCGGGCGCGAGGGCGGCCGCGGCAGCGGCAGCGUUGGCGGAGGACGAGGCGUGGGCGAGCGAGGCGUACUCCAUCGCGCGCACAGCAGCGCCGGCGGACGGAGACGGGCGCCGCAGAGACCUGGGCCGGGGUACAAGGAGCGGACAGACGCGACGGCGACGGCGACGGCGACGACGAGGAUAGCGAUGGAGGAUGC
Molecule: messenger RNA, 295 nt
Organism: Tilletiopsis washingtonensis
Lineage: Eukaryota; Fungi; Basidiomycota; Exobasidiomycetes; Entylomatales
Exons: 1
Coding region: 37-282 (81 amino acids)
Source: RefSeq, a predicted model, not a curated record